Molecule: messenger RNA, 2312 nt
Organism: Folsomia candida
Lineage: Eukaryota; Metazoa; Arthropoda; Collembola; Entomobryomorpha; Isotomidae
Product: sodium-independent sulfate anion transporter
Exons: 13
Coding region: 182-2224 (680 amino acids)
Biological process (GO): transmembrane transport
Cellular component (GO): membrane
Molecular function (GO): secondary active sulfate transmembrane transporter activity
Source: RefSeq, a predicted model, not a curated record
UAAUUUUACGAGUUCUAUGCUAUAUAAGAAGUGGAAUUUGGUCACAAAUCCGGGAUUAUACUUCAAGCGAUGUCGAAUGGUACUGAACACGCUGAUCCAUCAGUUUAGAUGAUCAAUUCGAAAAUCUUCUUCAUGCAAUCCUCACCUCGACGAGCACCACUUAAACUUCUAAAACAGCAACAUGAAGACUGAACUCUUGCACUCGUACAGUUCCAACAGCUUGGCGAACCUUUCUCGAGCCUAUUCCUCCACCCAGCUCAACAAGAGGACGAUUGAUGGCCAUGAGAAGCAUGGCGAGAUCAACCCCUCCUUUGAAACUGGGGACGAGGAUGGGUUGCGUGGUUUCGGCGACUCCACGCACAACGUGGGUGCGAAGGAGGCCAAGGACAAAUUAGGAGCAGCGAGUGACCUGUGCCAUUCAAUCUUCAAAAAGAAACUCUUGUACAAAAGGCUGCCGGUUUUAAGCUGGAGUCGAGAAUAUAAUACGACCAAACUCGUGGCGGACAUUAUCAGUGGGGUCACAAUUGGACUCACGAUUCUUCCUCAGGGUUUGGCUUACGCAAAAAUUGCCGGACUUCCUCCACAGUUUGGACUUUACUCUGGUUUCAUCGGGUGUUUCGUCUACAUUUUACUCGGAGGAUCCAAGAUAGUCACCAUCGGUCCCACUGCUAUUCAGGCGAUUAUCACUCUUUCUUACACUCAAGGAAAGCCACCAGAAUACGCCGUUUUUCUCUGUUUUUUAACGGGACUAGUAUCACUGUGUAUGGGCAUUUGCCAAAUGGGCUUUCUGGUCAACUUCAUUUCUUUGCCAGUAAUUUCUUCGUUCACUUCAGCAGCUGCCUUAACAAUUUGUUCGACCCAGAUAAAACCGUUGCUGGGUCUCUCCUUCAAGGCGGAUGGAUUUAGAGAAAUAGUUAUCCGAAGUUUUGAACACUUGGGAGAAGUCAGGAUGAAUGAUGCUCUCUUAUCGUUGACAUGCAUUGUGAUACUCCUCUUUAUGCAGAAUCUCCAAUCGAUCUGUCGCUGCUUUACCAAAAACUCAUCCAAAUUGGACCGAGUGCUCUGGUUCAUUUCCACGUCGAGAAGUGUAAUUGUGAUCGUGGUUUGCACCGUAAUUUUCAGCUGCAUCGAUAAUGACCUGUUCCCGGUGAAAGUUGUAGGUGCCAUUGUACCAGGUCUCCCACCCGUGAGGUUCCCACCUUUCAGCGUUUCCCAAAACCUUACUGGCCAAGUCGAAGAAAUAUCAUUUAUUACGUUACUCAGUAAUGACUUAUCAGCACUCAUCGUAAUCCCAUUGUUGGCGACGAUGGAGCAUUUUACGAUAGCCAAGAAAUAUAGUGGAACGAGCAUGUUGGACGCGUCGCAAGAAAUGUUGUCGAUCGGAAUCUCUAAUAUCAUUGGCUGCUUCUUCAGUUCCAUGCCAGUGACGGGCAGUUUCAGUCGCAGCGUGGUGAAUGCAGCAUCUGGGGCGGAGUCGCCGAUGGGGGGCCUGAUAACUGGAAGUCUUGUCAUCCUCGCGCUCCAGUUCCUCACCCCGUACUUUUACUUCAUCCCCGACGCCAGCUUAGCCGCCGUCAUCGUUUGCGCAGUCAUCUUCACGGUCGACUUUCGUAUCGUGUUAGACAUGUGGAGGAGCAAAAAAAUGGACAUAAUUCCAUGGGGCUUCACAUUCUUUGUGAGCUUACUCGUAGGCCUCGAGGUCGGCAUUCUGUCGGGUAUCAUCAUCAGCGUCAUUUUCAUCUUGUACUACGCCGCCAGACCAGCCGUGCAGAUAAAGAGGGCGGAGACCUCGCUUGGGAACGAAUUUGUGAUCGUGGGACUAGAUCGAUCUGUACAAUUCCCGUCGAUUGCAUACAUUCGAUACAUGGUUUCCAAGUCUAGGAAACUCUGGGCCAAGAACUUUCUCCCUGUCGUGAUUGAUUGCCAUCAUAUUCAGUAUUGCGACUUUUCAGCCGCACAAGGGAUUUGCGACCUAUUUACAACAUUUAAUGAGGAAAGCCAUCCAUUGAUCUUGUGGAAAGCGAAACCUUCCAUUAUACGGAUCCUGCAGGGGCUGAUGGACAGUUGCAACGUGCCAUUUCAGUACUGCAUGUCGGACGACGACUUGGAAAGAGCGAUUGAUGGUGAUGGGGACGAUAAGCCGAUUGAAUUUACCGUCUCUCUAACUCCAUCCCCUACUCAAGUGGAAAUAACAGACGUUCAUGUUCAUGACCUCAAGUCGUGAUAAAUGCCAACCGUCAAAAAUAACUUUCUUUGUUUUGCAUAAUAUUUUAUUGAUUAUUAAAGUCUAAAGAGUGAGUCUGCGAGAGAAA